Molecule: messenger RNA, 2956 nt
Organism: Pseudopodoces humilis (Tibetan ground-tit)
Lineage: Eukaryota; Metazoa; Chordata; Aves; Passeriformes; Paridae
Gene: FUT8
Product: fucosyltransferase 8
Biological process (GO): protein N-linked glycosylation
Cellular component (GO): Golgi cisterna membrane
Molecular function (GO): glycoprotein 6-alpha-L-fucosyltransferase activity; protein binding
Source: RefSeq, a predicted model, not a curated record
CCGGCACCCGCGGCAACGGCAGCGCGGGCUCCGCCGGCGGCGCCGGCACUCCGAGAGUUGCCUAUGCUUCAAAAUGAAAGUGAGGAAGAAGAAUCCCCAAAAAUAUUAAUUUAAACAGUAAUUAUUGGUUUUACUAAUUUCACUGACUGCUGGAAUAGUGGAAUUACUUGGUAACCUCUAACCUCCAUGAUGCAGUUGUGUUUAUUUCCUGCUGUCACGGAGAGGAACUGUUGGAAGAAUACUGUCUGUUCCUGAUGACUCGUUAUAUCAAUUUUGUGGAUUAUUGAUUGUCUGAUCUACUAACACUGGUGUUUGAGACAGACCAACGUCACCUCUGAUAAAGAAGAUACAUGAUUUAAUAUAAAUGAAGAAUGAUGCAAUAUUCUUUGUAUGUACAGCCUUAUAAGAAUCUUAUUUAAGGAGUUGCAGUAAGACAAACACUGAAAAGAACUUUUCCCUGGUACAAUGUGUUGAAGCAGAGGAACUGGAAUUGCCCACCUUUGUACAAGCUAAGAAAAUGUUUGCUAUUUUGUGAGUGGAAGCAGCUCUGGAGUGAAUUGAACUUCUGAAAAUGCGGCCAUGGACUGGUUCCUGGCGUUGGAUUAUGCUCAUCCUCUUUGCUUGGGGAACUUUACUCUUUUAUAUUGGUGGGCACCUGGUACGAGACAGCGAGCACCCAGAUCAUUCCAGUCGGGAAUUAUCCAAGAUCCUUGCUAAACUUGAACGGUUAAAGCAGCAGAAUGAGGACUUAAGGCGCAUGGCAGAAUCUCUCAGGAUACCAGAUGGUCCCGUUGAUCAGGGACCAGCUGCAGGAAAGGUACAUGCUUUAGAGGAGCAACUUCUAAAGGCCAAAGAACAGAUAGAAAACUAUAAGAAGCGGACCGGAGAUGUAGAAGGCCUUGGAAAAGACCAUGAAGUACUGAGAAGGAGGAUUGAAAAUGGGGCUAAGGAACUUUGGUUUUUCCUCCAGAGUGAACUGAAGAAGUUGAAAAAUCUAGAAGGAAAUGAACUGCAAACACGCAUUGAUGAAUUUCUGUCUGAUUUGGGUCAUCAGGAAAGGUCAAUAAUGACCGACUUGUACUACCUCAGUCAAACAGAUGGAGCUGGAGAUUGGAGGGAAAAAGAGGCCAAAGAUCUAACAGAUUUGGUACAGAGAAGAAUAACUUAUUUACAGAACCCGAAGGAUUGCAGCAAAGCUAAGAAACUUGUGUGUAACAUCAACAAAGGCUGUGGCUACGGCUGCCAGCUUCACCACGUGGUGUAUUGCUUCAUGAUCGCGUACGGCACCCAGCGCACGCUCAUCCUGGAGUCGCAGAACUGGCGCUACGCCACCGGCGGCUGGGAGACCGUGUUCCGGCCCGUCAGCGAGACCUGCACCGACAGAGCGGGCUCCACCACUGGCCACUGGUCAGGUGAGGCUAAUGAUAAGGAUGUUCAGGUGGUGGAACUUCCCAUUGUUGACAGCUUACACCCACGGCCACCCUAUUUGCCCUUGGCUGUCCCUGAAGACUUGGCUGAUAGACUAAUUCGUGUACAUGGGGAUCCUGCAGUGUGGUGGGUCUCACAGUUUGUGAAAUACUUGAUUCGUCCACAGCCUUGGCUAGAAAAAGAAAUAGAGGAAGCCACAAGGAAACUUGGUUUCAAACAUCCAGUGAUCGGUGUUCACGUCCGAAGGACAGACAAAGUAGGGACAGAGGCAGCAUUUCACCCCAUUGAAGAGUACAUGGUACACGUGGAGGAGCGCUUUGAGCUGCUUGCUCGCAGGAUGCAUGUUGAUAAAAAAAGAGUCUAUUUGGCUACAGAUGACCCUUCGUUGUUGCAAGAGGCAAAAUCCAAGUAUCCAAAUUAUGAAUUUAUCAGUGAUAACUCCAUAUCCUGGUCAGCAGGACUCCAUAACCGAUACACUGAAAACUCCCUAAGAGGUGUCAUUCUGGAUAUUCACUUUUUGUCUCAGGCAGACUUCCUGGUCUGUACAUUUUCAUCCCAGGUUUGUCGAGUUGCCUAUGAAAUUAUGCAGACAUUGCAUCCAGACGCUUCAGCGUAUUUCCAUUCUUUGGAUGAUAUCUACUACUUUGGGGGACAGAAUGCUCACAACCAGAUUGCUAUUUAUGCUCAUCAUCCACGAACUGCUGAUGAAAUUCCUAUGGAACCUGGAGAUAUAAUUGGAGUAGCUGGAAACCACUGGGAUGGUUAUUCAAAAGGCAUCAAUAGGAAAUUAGGAAGAACAGGCCUGUACCCAUCCUAUAAAGUUAAGGAGAAAAUUGAGACAGUCAAGUAUCCUACAUACCCAGAGGCUGACAAGUAGAUUAAAAGGAAGACAUUCAGAAGUUAUUAUAAUAAAACUCAAUUUUGAUUGGUUCAAACCAGUCAACAACACACUAACUAUUGGUUUCUAUGGGAUUCGAAUUUGCAUUUUAUCAUGCGGUUAGAAUCAAAGCCUUUGCAAUGAAACUGGAGAAGAAACUGAGAACAAGUGGAUGGGCUGUUGUCUGAACUUACUCUUAAACAUUUUUGUUAUAUGCACUCUCACACAUGCACACACAAUCCCACGUACAACAGGAAAACUGUUGUUUUAUACUUCUUGUCUCUUUUCAGGAGUUGUCCCAGUCAUUAGUCUUACGUGAGCUUUGGGCUCUUUCCUCCGCCAUUAAUUGACAAUAAUGUUCAGACUUACAACACUGCCACAUUGUGUAAUUUGAGUGACAUGAACAUAUUUUGUAUGUGCAAAAUUUGAAACAUGGUGCCUAUAUUUGAAAAGUUUGUGACCUUUUUAGAAGAGCCAUGCCUGUUUCACAAUGGGCAAGAGUUCACUUUCAUCUGGUGUUACCAUGACCACUGAACUUGCUUCAAACGACAGAUUCAGAUUUCAGACUAGAUUUCUUUACAAGUAUGGGGUUUUUUUAGCAUUCCAUUGAUUACUUCUCAUAAUUAAUAAAAUAAAGGUUACAUUCAACAA